Messenger RNA from Dermatophagoides pteronyssinus (European house dust mite), 1371 nucleotides. Its product is annotated as nuclear pore complex protein Nup54-like. Gene Ontology annotation, biological process: nuclear pore organization; NLS-bearing protein import into nucleus; protein localization to nuclear inner membrane. The record is from RefSeq and is a predicted model, not a curated record. NCBI's taxonomy places the organism in Eukaryota, Metazoa, Arthropoda, Arachnida, Sarcoptiformes, Pyroglyphidae. Gene Ontology annotation, cellular component: nuclear pore; nuclear pore central transport channel. Gene Ontology annotation, molecular function: structural constituent of nuclear pore.
UUUGUUUUGUUUCACACGUGAUUUUGAUAUUCAUUCGAAUUUUGAUUGAUCGAAUUGGAUCGAUUGAUAAUAAUCAUGGCUCAAUCAAAUUUUUCAUCCGGUAAUUUUAAUUUUGCCACUAAUCCUGGAAUGAAUAUGCAACAACAAUUUCAACAACAACAACAGCAACAGCAACUGCAGCAGCAGCAACAACAACAAAUGCAACAACAACAACAACAAAAUGUUCCAUUAACAUCAUUAUUUAUGCCGAAAAUUUUUAAUGAUGAACGUGAUAAUAUUAUUGGUUUAUUUAAUCAGAUACAAGCAUUUUGGGGUACUGGUAAAGCAUAUUAUUCGGCAUUCAAUAUACCAUAUGAAUUGAAUGAAACUGAUUCAUUUAAUCGUUUCAAAACAAUUUCCUAUUCGGAGGAAAAAAAUUUGGAAGAAAAAUUAUUUUUCCUUAUCCGAUAUAAUGAUGAACAACAAUUGCGAACAAAUUUAGUUCAAUAUGAACAAAAUUUUAAACAAAUUAUCGGUCAAAAUCAUCAGGUAAAACUUGAAUUGAAAACUAUAUUACCCGAUAACAAAGCAUUAAUAGCGAUUAUGGUCACUGAAAAUAUCAGCGGAAAAAUGAUACCCGAUAUUCAAUUACGUAAUCAUUUUAAUCAACCACAAUCGAAACAACAAUUAAAUCAAAUUUUUAUCGAUAGUUUUAUUGAAAUUAUAUUUACUUCAUUAUCAAAACAAGAAAUUGAAGCCUAUCUAAGCGUACCACCAAAAGGUAUUGAUGAACGAAUAUGGGAACAAGCGAAAUUAGAAAAUCCUGAUCCACAACGAUUUAUACCGGUACCACUUAUCGGUUUUAAAGCUUUAAAUCAUCGAUUUAAAUUACAGGAAAAAGAAAUUCAUCAACAACAACUUCGAUUAAAACAAAUGAUGGAUAAUGUUUCAACAUUGGAAAGUAAUAUUUCACAAUUUAAAGCAAAAUUCGAAGAAUGUCGUCGUAAACAUGAUAAUCUUUCAUUUCGUGUAUUACGUAAAAUGAUUUCACAAGAAGUACAACGUAAACGUACAAUGCCAAUUCAAGCUGAAGAAGAUAAAUUACGUGCCGAUCUUGAAGCUAUUCAAGCCGAAUUAAAUGUACCGACAAAAUUUCAAGGCUGUUUGAAUGAACUAAUGUCACAGCUACGGCAAAUGCAAUGUCAAAAUCCAUUAAUUAGUAAAAUAUCAUUCGAUAAAUCAAGUAUAAAUGAAUAUCAACAAUUUUUAAAUGAAGAAAAUCGUGGCAUUAUGAGUUUGGUUGAAAUAUUAAAAAAAGAUAUUCAAGAUAUCAAAAAAUUUCUAGGAUAAUCGGAACAUCUGUAUUAAUACUGAUGAAUAGGUUGUAUUUUU